Molecule: messenger RNA, 2370 nt
Organism: Emericellopsis cladophorae
Lineage: Eukaryota; Fungi; Ascomycota; Sordariomycetes; Hypocreales; Bionectriaceae
Product: Glucan beta-glucosidase-like protein
Exons: 1
Coding region: 1-2370 (789 amino acids)
Molecular function (GO): polygalacturonase activity
Source: RefSeq, a predicted model, not a curated record
AUGAUGGUCCUUUCGACCUUUCUCACCGCUUCGCUGCUGGCCCUGCGUCUCUUUAGUCUCGAGGCCGCAGCGAGUCCUGCACCGUCUCCGCAAGCCCAGGAUGGCUCCGACGGUAGCGUUACUGCUUCCGACUGGUGGUUCGCCAACAUUGAGCGCACUGGCGCUGUUCCUUUCGGCGCAGGUGGCGCCGACUACCCCGUCUUCCGCAACGUCAAGGACUACGGCGCUCUUGGUGACGGCACGACCGAUGACACCGUGGCUAUCAACGCUGCCAUCACUGACGGCGGCAACCGUUGUGGCCUUGGCUGCGACUCUAGCACCACCACCCCCGCCCUUGUUUACUUCCCUCCCGGAACCUACGUUGUCUCGAGCCCCAUUGUCCAAUAUUACUACACCCACAUGAUUGGCGAUCUCCAGGACAUCCCGACCAUCAAGUCGACCCCUGAUUUUGCUGGCAUGGCCGUCAUCGACGCCAACCCAUACAAUAACGAAGGCAACAACUGGUUCACCAACCAAAACAACUUCUUCCGUCAGAUUCGCAACUUCAAGAUCGAUAUCACUGCGCAGCCCAUGACGACUGGCACUGGCAUUCACUGGCAAGUCGCUCAAGCGACAUCGCUUCAAAACAUUGAAUUCUUCAUGGUAGAGGACCCAAGCGAGGCGAAUGUGCAGCAGGGUAUCUUCAUGGAGAACGGUUCCGGAGGCUUCAUGACCGACCUCAUCUUCCACGGCGGUAACUAUGGCGCCUUCUUUGGCAGCCAGCAAUUUACUGCCCGCAAUCUCGAGUUCAACAACUGCAAAACCGCCAUCUACCAGAUCUGGAACUGGAUCUGGAACUACCAUGGCCUCGUGGUCAAGAACUGUGGCGUUGGAAUCGACCUUACGUCGGGCGGCAAUUCUCAAACCGUCGGCUCUGUCAUUGUCCAGGACGCGACCUUUUCCGACACGCCAGUUGGCAUCUCUACCCUCUACGACCCAGGCCAGACCGGCACCAAUGGCACCCUGGUCAUUGACAAUGUCGACUUCUCCUCCAACGUUCCCGCUGCAGUGAAGAAUGGUGGAACCGGGGCCACCAUCCUUGAGGGAAACCAGGUGGUUGAGUCAUGGAUCCAGGGCCGCGCCUACUCUGGUUCCCAAGGCGAGGCUGUUCAGGGACCCAGGCCUGGGCCUAGCAAGCCUGCCGCCCUUCUCGACGACUCUGGCAAGAUGUUCACUCGCAGCAAGCCCCAAUACCUUGACGUCCCUACCUCCAAGUUUGUAUCUGUCAAGGCUGCCGGUGCGGUUGGCGACGGUCAGAGCGACGAUACCGCUGCGAUCCAGAAAACCCUUGACAACCUUGCCGAGGACGAGAUCGCCUUCUUCCCUCAUGGUGCAUAUAUCAUCACUGACACUGUCCGCGUCCCUGCCAACAUCAAGAUUGUCGGUGAAAUCUGGCCCAUGCUGAUGGCUGGUGGCGACACCAAUUUCCAGGACCAGGCCAACCCCAAGCCCAUGCUUCAGGUCGGCCAGCCCGGCGAUGUUGGCAAUGUUGAGAUUUCCGACUUCAUGAUUGAGACCAAGGGGCCCCAGCCUGGUGCUAUCCUCAUGGAGUGGAACGUCGAGGGCGCCUCCAAGGGCUCCGCUGGCCUGUGGGAUGUUCACUUCCGGGUCGGCGGCUCCGCUGGCACUGACCUCCAGUCGGACAAGUGCUCCAAGACACCCAAGCAAACGACCCCCGCCGACCCGGAGUGCAUUGGCGCGUUCAUGCUCAUGCACGUGACCAAGUCCUCCAGCAUCUACAUGGAGAACACGUGGUUGUGGGUGUCUGACCACGAGCUCGACCGCAGUGACUUCAACCAGAUCAACAUCUACAACGGUCGCGGUAUCUUGAUCGAGUCGACCAAGGGUGCGUGGCUGUGGGGAACUGCGUCCGAGCACAAUGUUCUGUACAACUACCAUCUGCAGGGCGCUCAGAAUGUGUACAUGACCGUCAUCCAGACCGAGACUGCCUAUUUCCAGGGGAACCCCGACGCGACCGUCCCCUUCGACACCAACCCCGACUUCUACGACCCCGACUGGGCGCACUGCGACAGCGACCGCUGCCGCAAGACAUGGGGCCUGCGUGUGGUCGACUCGAGCGACGUCCUCUUCUACGGCGGAGGCAUGUACAGUUUCUUUGAGAACUACACUCAAGAAUGUCUCGACACGGAGGAUUGCCAGGAGAACAUGGUCGACAUUGUCAACUCGGACAUUAAGAUGUAUGGUGUCAGCACCAAGGCUAGUGUCAAUAUCAUCUCGGCCAAUGGCGAGGGUCUCAUGACGCACUUGCCCGAUAAUGAGAGUGUGUUCUGCGCUUCCCUGGCGUUCUUCGAGAUGUCUGGGUCGGCAUGA